AUGAAACACCUUCUACUGCUUCUCGUCGCAGCCGCGCCGCUAUGCUUGGCCUUGCCCGAGUCGAUCAGCUUCGUCGAGCCGGCCGACCUGCCCGAGGAGUUCAUGCAGGCGCAUCUCGGCUCAAACGACGCCCAAGUGUGCAUUGACAAGCAGCUGCUCCAGUGCCAGAACAGCUUCAACUGGUAUCUGAACAUUACGAGUGAUGCCGACUGGACCAACCCCACCGUUCUCAUCCACCUCAUUCAGGGCUUCUACGAGCAGGGCAUCUCCGGCAUUCUGAAGCUCUGCACGGCGCGCACCUAUUUCCAGCAGUGCCUUGGCUCGUCUUACAUGGCGUGUAUGCAGCCGACAAAGUUCCUCUCCAAGGGGCAGAGCCUGCGCGACGCGUGGCGGUACAUUGGCGUGAUGCGAGAGCUCGAAUUCCAGUGCAAUGGCGGAUUUUUGCAAACCACUCAAAACUGGGACUGUAUUCUGCAGAUCCAGAAGUCCCAAAAAGAUAUGUACGCCCAAUGCCAGGACGCUUUCCACAACGCCACGCAGAAGGACCCAACCAUCGUCUGCCAGGCUUCCGUCGAUUUCUCCAACUGUGCCCGAGCACCCUACUUUGUUGGUUGCGGAGCUGAUGCCGGUUGGUGGGAGUGCGAGCGGGUGCGAAUCUCGCUGAACCUCGACCAGUCGUGCCCGGAGAAUCUGUGCGCGUUCAACCAUUUCCUGGCGCCGCAGCCCUCCUCGCUGAACAAGUACCUGUCGCAUGGCGAAAAGCUGGCCCAGACGCAGCAUGUUUCUCAAAACAAACUCGACUUCCUCGCCGACCGUGUCCGCCGCAUCGAGAAGCGCAUGACCAACAAC
Mesorhabditis spiculigera is the source of this 849-nucleotide messenger RNA. NCBI's taxonomy places the organism in Eukaryota, Metazoa, Nematoda, Chromadorea, Rhabditida, Rhabditidae. The record is from the annotation of a GenBank genome assembly.